Molecule: messenger RNA, 1220 nt
Organism: Antechinus flavipes (yellow-footed antechinus)
Lineage: Eukaryota; Metazoa; Chordata; Mammalia; Dasyuromorphia; Dasyuridae
Gene: RPS15A
Product: ribosomal protein S15a
Exons: 5
Coding region: 115-507 (130 amino acids)
Biological process (GO): translation
Cellular component (GO): cytosolic small ribosomal subunit; ribosome
Molecular function (GO): structural constituent of ribosome
Source: RefSeq, a predicted model, not a curated record
ACGCCUCAUCCGGUUUGGCGCUCCUCUAAAACGUCGCGAGAUUUCCCGCGCUUCCCAUAUCUCUCCGCGCUCACCCAUCCCGUCCUCUUUCCGCCAUCUUGCAGCGCCGCCACCAUGGUGCGCAUGAAUGUCCUGGCAGAUGCUCUCAAAAGCAUCAACAAUGCAGAAAAACGAGGAAAACGCCAGGUUCUCAUUAGGCCGUGCUCGAAAGUAAUUGUCCGGUUCUUAACUGUGAUGAUGAAGCACGGUUACAUCGGCGAAUUUGAGAUCAUUGAUGAUCACAGAGCAGGAAAAAUUGUUGUGAACCUCACGGGCAGAUUAAACAAGUGUGGUGUAAUCAGCCCCAGAUUUGAUGUUCAAUUGAAAGAUCUGGAAAAGUGGCAGAAUAAUCUGCUGCCAUCCCGUCAAUUUGGGUUCAUUGUGCUUACAACCUCAGCUGGCAUCAUGGACCAUGAGGAAGCAAGGCGAAAACACACAGGAGGAAAAAUCCUGGGAUUCUUUUUCUAAGGGUGUAAAACAUACAUACAAAUAAAAUGCUCCAAUGGACUAUGGUGCUUCCAGUCAGUGGUUUUGAACUUUGAAAAGUUUUAAUAGCAUCAUGCAGAUACUCAUAUUUUGGGUUCUCAUAGAUAUGAGGUGCUAACUACUGAAUGUUUAUCAAAUCCAUUCUGAUCUUUUGCCUCAUUGUUGGAUCACAUAAUAGGUUUUGUGUUGAUCUUUGAGCAUUGGUCCAACCAACCUCAGAACCUGAAAUGAACAAAGGUCUACUUGUACAACAGACUCCCCUCCCCCCCUCCUCUGAGGCAUGGACAAGAAGGCCAUCAAUCUUAUGUAUUUAAUAUACCCUUGCAUACUAUUUGGGUAUAUUAGAGUUGAGUAGAACUCUUCUCCAGUCUGUCUCAGGUAAUAAAGCAUUCUUUCCUUAUUCACUUCACCUACAUUUAGCUUUGAAGCAAUUAAAUGAAUUUUUUUUUCCUGGAAGAUCAGAGGAGCGAGGAUUUUUGCUGACUUUGAUUCAUGACAUUUUAGUUUAGUGUGUAACUUCACCUAAGAAGUUGCUUCUGGUUCAAGAUGUGUGACUGGGGAAAGUGGAGGUGGAGUUUGAUCUUAGCCAAAUAAGAUAGUAAGUUUUAUGUAUUCAUAGAAUGUCUUCCCUUGAGAAUAUACUUCUGAAUCCCAGGAUCACAAUAGAAAUUAAAUUCCAUUGGAGAAUUUUUCAA